AUGUACAGAAAUGGGAAAGAGGGUGUGAAAGGGAGACGAAGAGGACUGGCCAAGGAAGUAAAGAAGCUGUCAAGGCUUGUGGCCGCUGUAUCCAUUGUAGCAUCCGAAGCAGAAAGAGUGAACAGGAACAUGGUGUUUGGGAAGAAGAGGAUGAGGAGCACCAGAAAUAUGAGAAGCUUAGGUAUCUUGAUAGUAGAAAUGCACAGCAAGCUCCAGACCCUGAGUCAGAAUCGCUCUCAGGACUCCUGCUUGUUGAUCGGCUCUGGUUGCGCCCUCUAUCCUCUUGGCUGGGACAGUGAAGAAGUCAGACAAACCUGUGGUAACCUUUCCAACCAGUUUGAAUUGGACCCCUGCCACAUCGGCUGGGCCUACUACUGCACAGGCGGGGGCGCAGCAGCGGCCAUGCUGGUGUGCACCUGGCUGGCCUGCUUCUCGGGCAAGAAGCAGAAGCAAUACCCCUACUGA
Messenger RNA from Pterocles gutturalis (yellow-throated sandgrouse), 465 nucleotides. Its product is annotated as lipoma HMGIC fusion partner-like 1 protein. The record is from RefSeq and is a predicted model, not a curated record. Gene Ontology annotation, cellular component: membrane. Bases 1 to 465 code for a protein of 154 amino acids. NCBI's taxonomy places the organism in Eukaryota, Metazoa, Chordata, Aves, Pterocliformes, Pteroclidae. The transcript has 4 exons.